Messenger RNA from Cutaneotrichosporon oleaginosum, 3050 nucleotides. Lineage: Eukaryota; Fungi; Basidiomycota; Tremellomycetes; Trichosporonales; Trichosporonaceae. The record is from RefSeq and is a predicted model, not a curated record.
CAGCCAUCAGCCACUCGCAACUCGGUGCCCAGCACCGUCCCUCCUCUCGUUCUCCACGCGCCCCUCUCCGCCGUCUCGCUCGCUCACUCUCCCCCCCGCCCUCUGACCGGCCUCGCAGUCCGCUCUCUACCCGGCUCAGCCCCUAACCCCACACGGCACACUGUGGGGAACCGUACGGCCAGAAUCGUCACCCACUCCACCUUCCCAACUCCGUCGAUCGCCCACUUCUCUUCCGAUCGCGUGAGCGCAUCCAACUCCAGUCCGAAUAUCGACAUCAUCCAUCGCGCCUUUUGAUCCGACAUUGGCUUCCGCACUGGGUCUCUCCCCUUCCUCCUCCUCUUCCUCGCCGCCCCUCCCUUGCCACCUCCCACCAGCAUGCAGGGCUACCCUCCGCGAGCCUUUGACGAGGGCGACACCGACAGCACCUACCCCUCCCCUGGCAAAGAGGAGAAGAAGUCGGAGCGCCGGGGUGUCAUCAAUCGUGUCAACCGAGCAUGCAACAACUGCCGCCGGAUGAAGAUGCGCUGCGUCGGCGCCGAGGAUCCACCGUGCAAGCGGUGCCGCAACGGCGGACUCGAGUGCAUCAUGGAGAAGCCUGGCCGGAGUGGGAAUGAGAAUGUCGGGGAAGAUCGCAUCCGGUCGCUCGAGACCCAAGUUGCCGGUAUCCAGAACACCCUUUCCGAUCUGGUGCAGACGCUGCGCGCAGGCAUGUCGAGCGGCGCCUCGAACGGCUCGGGCCACACUCCAGACUAUGGGCAAGGGUACGCCCCAAUGUCUGCCAUACAGGGCGCGUCGCCGCGCACUCUGCACCAGCUUCCGGGACUGGCGUCGCAGCCACGACACUCGCCCCAGGCUGUCGGUGUGACUCCUCCCAAUAAUCUGCAAGCACUGCUGGGAAGAGGCAGCCAGGGCACGAUCAACCCCUACGUCUCGGCGGGGUCGCCGUACCCACAACCAAUACACAGGCAAGAGCGCAAGCCAUGGCAGGCUUUCUCAACACCAGGCGCCGACUCGGAAGCGUCGCGCCGGCACAUGUCGUUGCCACCAUCGCGCGCAGGAUCCGAGGACCGAGACGACAUGCUCGGCCCAGACGACAUUGUCGCACCCCUCGGCGCUAUGAGCAACAUGGCCGGGUUGGUGGAGGCAGCGGUGGAGCGUGCGCGCGAGGAGAAGGCGCGUGGCGACCCUGGGUCUUCAUCCGCUGGCAAGCGCGAUGCUGACGAGGAGCGCGGCGGAGUGCAGAAGAAGUCGCGCGUCAGCUUCUCAUCUGAUGGACCCGCCGUCGUCGAGGCCCAAGGGCUACCGCAGACGCUUGCGGCCGCAAAGCCCAAGUCGCGCGUCAAGAAGACGCACGUGCACGCAUACCCCGAUGCCGUCGAGCUCGGCAUCGUCACAGAAGAGGAAGGGCGUGAGCUCAUGAGCAUCUACUACUCGGGCAGCUCCAACUUCAUCCCAUGCUACGACCCAUCGUUCGAUACCUGGGACAGCCUCAAGAUCCGGUCACCGUUCAGCAUCACGACAAUCGUCAUGGUCGGGGCUCGCGUGCGCGACGGCGGCGGGCCCGUCAGCGACGUGCAGCGCUUGUGCCGCGAGCACGUGCAGAAGAUCGCACAGGGAACAAUGUUCAACCCCGUCGCGCGUGUCGAGGCCGUGCAAGCGAUGAGCAUUCUUGCGGCGUUCAGCGACAACGGCUGGUUGCCGGGCGGACACGCAGUACGCAUGGCACUCGACAUCGGCAUCAACAAGAGCUUCAUCAAGCUCUUGCGCUCGGGUAUGGGCAAAGGCAAGACGCCCGAAGAACUCGAGGAGGAGCGCCCCCUAGUUGUGCACUCGCGCGUCUGGUUCUGUCUCUAUCUUAUGGAGCACCAGAUGGCUUAUGGGAUGGGCCGGCCGGCAAUUCUGCGCGAGGACGAGAGCAUUCACCAGUGCCGACGUCUGCUCGAGCAUCCCUUAAGCAUCACAAGCGACGCACGACUCGUCUCAACUGUCGAGCUUACCGCCCUCCGUGCACCACUGCACAUUGAGCUCACUGCUAGCCCGGACCUCCCGAUCGAACCGAGCACACUCACUCGCCUGAAGCAAGCCAACCAUGAGUUCGACUCGUGGGAGCGCUACUGGGACCGCGUGCUGUCCGACAGGUUCGGCAAGGCGCGCGGCGACUUUUACCGCGAAAGCCUCGUGAUCCAGCGACAGUAUGCUGAGCUGUUCGUCAACUCGCAGCUGUUACGGGGCAUCCGCGAGCCUAGCGAUGUCGUGAGCAUGCCUGAAGAGAAGCGCGCGCUGGCCAUACGGGCGAUGCGGAACGCCCAGACGGUGCUCGAGGUCUGCCUCAAAGGCCAGAACUACCGCAACGGACUGCGCUACGCUGUGCACUACACGCAUGUGUGCGCUGCAUUCGCGGCGAGCUUCCUCAUCAGGAUAGCAAGACUGUUCCCACAGGAGCUGAACCUCAAGAAGACGGCCAAGGACGUCGAGGAGCUCGCCGGGAUAUUGGCAGAGAUACCGGCUGGCCGAUAUGCGCGCUCACUGCGGCUGAUUCUGCGCCGCGCGCGCCGGGCGAAGGUCAUCCCCGCCGCGUCGCAACGUACUUCGCCAACGCGCAUCCCCGCCCCGCUACCGCUCACAAACUCAACGGGUGCAGCCGCGGCCGGCGCGACUCCGGCCGGCGAGUCCCCCUUCUCCCCGACCGCGCUAGUCAACACCCCCUUCCUCGCCGUAUCGCCCAGCAACAACCUCCUACUGAACGCGACCACACAGCUGCUCGACGAGUCGCCGCAAUCGGCGCAGGAAUUGAGUGAGUUCGACCUCCUCUUCGCGCGUGAGAACCUCGAGCGCUCGGGUCUCCAGAUUGGCGAGGGAGAACAUCUCCCCCUCUUCCUCGACGGGCACAGCCUCGGCGGCAUCCAGGCCGCGGGGGACCCGACCGCGUUUCUCGGCCUCGAGCAGUUCUUCCUCCCCGCCGACGUCGACACUCGCCUCGCGGGCGGGCAGGUGCCGCAGGAAACGGGCGAUCUCUGGUGGUAGAUGCAUGCGAGCGUGCUGGUAGGGAG